AUGUAUAAGGUGGUCCUGGGAGCGCACUCCAUCAGGAAAGAGGAAAAAGAUUCAAAGCAGAUCCGAGAGGUUGAGAAACUUUUUCCACAUCCCAACUAUACCCGUGUAACCAAGGGCAACGACCUCAUGUUGGUGAAGCUUCAGGAACCAGCGACUCUGACCAGGACAGUCAAAUGGCUCAAAUUAGGCAAAACCAUCAGAGACCCGGCAGCUGGCAGCACGUGUCUGGUGGCUGGAUGGGGACGAACCGAGACAACACGAUCAUCAGACGUCCUCAAGUCUGUCAAUGUGACUGUGGUGGACAGACAGACGUGCAACUGUCGUGAUUAUUACAACCAUGACCCUGUUAUCACCAGAGACAUGAUAUGUGCUGGUUCAGAUGGUACAAACGUCGCUGAUACCUGUCAGGGGGAUUCAGGAGGCCCGCUGCUGUGUGAUGGAGCGCUGGUUGGAGUCACUUCUUUUGGACGGGGUUGUGGUGUCAUUAAAAAACCUGGAGUCUACUCGUUUGUCUCAAGGAAACAACUGAAGUGG
Neolamprologus brichardi is the source of this 534-nucleotide messenger RNA. The record is from RefSeq and is a predicted model, not a curated record. Lineage: Eukaryota; Metazoa; Chordata; Actinopteri; Cichliformes; Cichlidae.